AUGGGCAAGCGUGACGACCUCAUCCUGAUCAAGGCCGGCGGGUUCCGCUUUAUCGGCAUCCUUGAGACCGCGGACGCCCCAGCGACGGUGGCCUUGUUCCGCUCAAUGCUCCCGUACACCCAGAAGCUCAUCCACGUGCGAUGGAGUGGGGAGGGCAUGUGGAUUCCUCUUGGCGAGACUGGUUGGGCCAGCUCGCUCCCCAACGAGAACCACACAGCACACCCGGCGCCAGGCCAGCUGCUCCUCUACCCCGGCGGCAUCUCCGAGACCGAGUUCCUCUUCGCGUACGGCGGCGUCUCGUUCGCAUCCAAGAUGGGGCCCCUGACAGCCAACCACUUCCUCACUGUUGUCGCAGGACAGGAGCAGCUCCGUGCACUUGGCGAGAAGACCCUGUGGGAAGGCGCACAGGAAGUGGCGUUUGACUAUGCGACAGACGAAGACAUCAAGAGCAUUAAGGCAGUGUCACGGCUGUGA
Apiotrichum porosum is the source of this 474-nucleotide messenger RNA. RefSeq lists its product as uncharacterized. NCBI's taxonomy places the organism in Eukaryota, Fungi, Basidiomycota, Tremellomycetes, Trichosporonales, Trichosporonaceae. The transcript has 2 exons. The coding region runs from base 1 to 474 and encodes 157 amino acids. The record is from RefSeq and is a predicted model, not a curated record.